AAUAACAACCCAGCCUGUCUACAGCCCACUGCUCCCCAGCAACCCUACAAUAAGAACCCAGCCUCUUCACAGCCCCAGCACUAGAGGCAGGGAUCAGGGCGGGGGGCAGCAAGGGGCUCCCCCCAGGCAGUCAGGGCUCCCCAUUGCCCCAGGGCAGCGCUAGGGGCUGCAGGAAGCAAGGUGGGGGGCAGCCAGGGGUUCUCUCCGGGCAGUCAGGGCUCCCCAUUGCCCCAGGGCGGUGCUAGGGGCUGUGCUGCAGGGAGCGAGGUGGGGGGCAGCCAGGGGCUCUCUCCGGGCAGUCAGGGCUGGCCCGAUGCCCCAGGGCGGUGCGGGGGGCUUUGUAAGGGAGCAGUGACACCCCAGGCUGGAGGAGAUGGAGGGGGCGUCACACACACUUAGGUUGUGGCUAGUAAAGGACGCGCCGUAUAGCUGCUGUUUGCGGGCAGGGGAGAAGGUAGCAGAAAACACCCCCCACGAGCGGCAGCGGCUUUGUCGGUAUGGGGGCUGUUCACACUGGUGCUUUUCAUCGAUAAAACGUGACCUUCAGGCGUGUUCUCCUGACCUUGCUGCCGGGGACCCCCGCUCCCCGGCUCACUGCCAGGCUUGGCUCGGGGGUGGCAGCUGCGGGCGCAGAGCUGAGCAAGCAGAGAAGCUGAUGGUGUGAGGGGCGUGUGGGCUGCGGAGGCACUGAAAGCACGUGGGGAACCUGGGCCACUCAUCUUACAGCCCUGACGCCUGCCAGAGCCCAGAUCCCUCUUCCCCUGCCAGGAUGCUGCUCGCUCUGCUGCUCCUCCCCUGGGCAUGGGGGGCCCUGGCCGCCUCCCCUCCUGUCCCCACAGCAUCUGUCACCCUCCGGGUGCUCCUCACCUCCCAGUUCCACAACGCCAGCUCCACAGACACGGUGGGGAUGGCCCUGCUGGGCGACCUGGAGACCCACUCCCUGGCCUGCGGCACCUGCGAGAUCCGCUUCCUGCAGCCCUGGGCCCAGCAGGGCCUGACCCCGAAGCAGUGGCAGGACCUGGAGCUGCUGAUCCAUCACUACCUAUUCAACUUCAACCGGACUGUGAAGAGAAUAGCCCAGCAGCAGCGAAUGGGCUACCCCUUUGUUACCCAGGGCUCCAUUGGCUGCGAGCUGCACCCCAACAGCACCUCGAGGGGAUUCUAUGAUGCUGGACUGAACGGCGAGGACUUCAUCAGCUUCGACGCAGAUGCAGGGAAAUGGGUCGCUCAGCAGGCAGACAAGCUGGCGCUCUACGUCCGGGAUCUUCUGAACCAGGAUAAGGGCACAGCCAGCACGCUUCAGUUUCUCCUGAGAACAACGUGUGUCAAUGAGCUCAAUACCUUUGCCCAGUAUGGGAGAGAGUCUCUGGAGAGGCAAGAGAAGCCGGUCGCCGUGGUGUUUGCCCGAGCGCCUCCCCCAGCCGGGACCCCCGCGCCGGUACUGCUGGUUUGCCGGGUCACCGGUUUCUACCCCCGGCCCGUCCACGUGGCCUGGCUGCAGGAUGGGGAGGAGGUGGCACCGGGCGGGCGGCUGAACUCCAGUGGGAUCCUGCCCAAUGCGGACCAGACUUACCAGCUGCACAGCUCCCUGGCCGUGGAGCCGGGCGCCGGGCACAGCUACGCCUGCCGGGUGCAGCACAGCAGCCUGGGGGGCCAGAGCCUGCUGAUCCCCUGGGAGCAGAGCAGGCCCUGGAGCCCCGGCUGGGUCGUGGGCAUCACCCUGGGGGUUCUGUUCGCAGCCGCCGUGCCGUGCCUGCGGCCGUGGUGCUGUGGCGGAGCAGAUGCAGGGGCUACCAGGACGUUAGACCAGGGGAGCCCAGUGCCUGAGGGGGCAGCACCGGCCCGGGCGUGGGAGUCGGCCCCUCUCCUGGGGACUUGGACCUGUGCCCUGCUGUAAGCGAUUUGUCCUGAACCAGCACUCUCUGUUGAGUCCCACCAGAACCGCAUCGUUACUGCAGCUGAGUCAGCGGGAUCCGCAGA
Molecule: messenger RNA, 1980 nt
Organism: Gopherus flavomarginatus (Mexican gopher tortoise)
Lineage: Eukaryota; Metazoa; Chordata; Testudines; Testudinidae
Product: antigen-presenting glycoprotein CD1d-like
Biological process (GO): antigen processing and presentation, endogenous lipid antigen via MHC class Ib; positive regulation of T cell mediated cytotoxicity; immune response
Cellular component (GO): external side of plasma membrane
Molecular function (GO): endogenous lipid antigen binding; lipopeptide binding; exogenous lipid antigen binding
Source: RefSeq, a predicted model, not a curated record